AUGUGUGAUUCUUAUGUACGAUUUUGUAUCGAGCUCUGCAUAAGUUGGGCUUCGGGCGCUGUGAGCUGUUGGGCAGAAUCACUGGAGAAGUUAUCCCAAGCUCAAAUAAAAUUUUGCAGCCUUGUUGUUGCUGUCGAUCACUGCUUCCCUGUCACUGGCAAAGGUACGGUAAUGACUGGCACAGUAAUCGAAGGCUGCAUACGACUGGAUCAGGAAAUUGAAAUACCUGCACUGAAGGAGAAGAAGAAAGUGAAAGGACUUGAAUCAUGGAAGCAGCCUGUUGAAAAGGUUUGCAUUGGUCAGAAUAUUUUUUGUUUUUGA
This is a messenger RNA of Ostertagia ostertagi, 321 nucleotides long. The record is from the annotation of a GenBank genome assembly. NCBI's taxonomy places the organism in Eukaryota, Metazoa, Nematoda, Chromadorea, Rhabditida, Trichostrongylidae.